This is a messenger RNA of Canis lupus familiaris (dog), 1304 nucleotides long. It is a transcript of the gene IDNK, whose product is annotated as IDNK gluconokinase. Bases 293 to 811 code for a protein of 172 amino acids. The record is from RefSeq and is a predicted model, not a curated record. Gene Ontology annotation, molecular function: gluconokinase activity. Gene Ontology annotation, cellular component: cytoplasm. The transcript has 7 exons. NCBI's taxonomy places the organism in Eukaryota, Metazoa, Chordata, Mammalia, Carnivora, Canidae.
CGUCGGUGCCCGGGAAGGCGGGGCGGGCGGCCGGGCCCCGGAAGGCGGCGGGAAGGAGCGCGACUGCGGGCCAUGGCGGCGCCCGACGUGCUGCUGGUGAUGGGCGUGAGCGGCUCGGGGAAGGACUAGCAGGUGCUCAGUAAGUACUGGCUGAGUGAAACGAGCAGUGAGUGGAUACAUGUAGUUCAGUUCCCUGUUCUGCAGAUCGACCGUGGGCGCCCUGCUGGCAUCCGAGCUAGGAUGGAAAUUCUAUGAUGCGGACGACUAUCACCCAGAGGAAAAUCGAACGAAGAUGGGAAAAGGGAUCCCACUGAAUGACCAGGCCUUUCAGCCACCGGCGCAGACUCGUAUCCACCCCAAAGCCAGAAAGAUCAUUACAAGUUCAAAUCCAGCCUUUUGGAAGUUUCCCAUCCAUCUCAAGGACAGGAUUCCAUGGCUCUGCAACUUACAUGACAUUUUACUAAGAGAUGUAGCCUCCGGACAGCAUGUGGUUCUAGCCUGUUCAGGUCUGAAGAAAAUGUACAGAGACAUCUUAAUACGAGGAAAAGAUGGCACACCUCUGAAGUCUGAUGGGACAGGGAAGGACAAACAGCCAGCCGAGGUGAAGCUCCUCGUGGUCCAUCUGAAUGGGUCGUUUGAGGUCAUCUCUGGACGCUUACUCAAAAGAAAAGGACAUUUCAUGCCUCCUGAAUUACUGCAGUCCCAGUUUGAUACUCUGGAGCCCCCAUCAGCUCCAGAAAAUUUCAUUCAAAUCAGUGUGGACAAAAAUCUUUCAGAGAUAAUUGCUACAAUCGUGGACACUCUAAGAUAAAAGGAGAACAGUUUCAGAUUGGCAGUCUAGAACAAUCAGGAAACCUCUAUUCCAUCCCAAACUAUGUUCUGGUGUCUUUGCCAAUACUGUAUUCUAAAUUCCUAAGGUGAACAAAUCAUAGUGUACUGAGAUACACUUUUGGGGGUAUAUUUUUAGGAAUUUGUACUCUGACACACUGAGAGGAAACAGCAGGGAACUCUGAAAGUAAAGCUUCAGUAGAAAUUCAAAUUCCUAUGACCUAAUCAAACGAUCAGAGGGAAGCCCGUAAUCGAUGCUGUAAACCACCACCUUAUUUAGAACAUUUCUUGAUCAUACCUAUAUUUGAACAAAUAAAUCAAACUUGGCUAUCCUUGGUAUCCCCUAGAAAUUGGUCCCAGGAGCAGAAACGUGUACAAAAUCAACCACUCACCACCAAGUCAUGUCACACCACACACUUCUAAUCCUCUCCUCUCUCCUUGGAUUAUCUCAAGGUAAAUAAAUUAAAAGCACAGUG